AUGUCAUAAUUGUUAGAUUCGGUUUUACGGCAAUAACGAUAAAGGAAGUAAGUAGCUUUAUUAUUAAGAGUCAAACUGUAAAAGGAAUUUUGAAAUUCCGUUAAGACUAUGCAAUCCCACAAUCUGAUAACAACAGCGAAGACGCAUCCUUCGAGCCUAACUUUACUUCCAAUAGAAAGAUCGAAUUAUAAUAGCCAGAAAAAUAGUCUUUUAAAGGUGAUUGUUUGAGUCCUGAUCCUGAUGAUGACGAUGACAGUAUAGGUAUACUACAAGUUGAAACAAAAUAAAAAGUUAAUUUGUGGGUUCAUGGUGGAUUAAGGAUUAUGUUUUAUAUAACCAAAUUUAGUAAGCAAAUGAAAACCUAUUCAACCGAAGUUAAGUUCAAAUCUUUAACCAAUAAUAUUCUCAAUUUGAUAUCAGACUCUGCUAGUGAUGCAGAUAUUUUACUUCACAGAUUAAAUAAAGUCUAGUAAGUAAUGUAAUCUUUUAAAUGGUUUAUAAAUUAAGUACCAGUACUUGAUCCUGAUUCAGUCAUAAAAGUACUUUGGGAUAUAUUUGUUUUAACCUAAAUCAUCAUUAAUAUUUUCUACAUUCCCAUGAAAUUAGGGUUUGACUUUGAAAGGGAAGAUUUAUUGACUGGAAUAUUCUUGGAAACCUUACCUUCUUUGACGUUUGUAAUGGAUAUAGUAUUGACAUUCUUCACCGCCUAUUAUAGUUAAGGACAAAUACAUAGAGACAAGCAAUAAAUACUUAAACACUAUGUAAAUACAAAUUUCGUCUGGGAUUUAAUGAUUGUUAUACCAUUUAUCUUAUCUUCCUAUUCAGUCCCUUACACAGAAUAUAUAUUACUACUCAGAGUGACAAAGGUUAAAUCGAUGAUUGAAUCAAUAGAAGAAGUGACAAAUCCUUCAAAUAAUAUUUAAACAAUUUUGGAGCUAUUCAAAUCCAUUUUCUUAGUUUCAUUUGUAUCCCAUUUUUGUGCGUGUUUGUGGAAUCUGAUUGGAGAGAAUGAAUUAGAUUCAGGAUAAAAUUCUUGGUUAAUUGCCAAAAAUAUUACAGAGGCUGAUUGGUCCACUAAAUACAUCCAUGCCUUCUAUUUUAGUACAAUAACAACUUUGACGAUUGGCUAUGGCGAUAUUGUUCCUCAAACAGAUCUUGAAAGAAUAUAUGUUAUAAUAAUGGCAAUGGUUAUUUGUGGAUUGUUUGGCUAUACUAUAUCUAGUAUAGGCAAUAUUUUAAAAUAGCUUACUGAAAAGGAAUAACAAUUUAAAUAGUAAAUGAUGCACAUCAAUAGUUUUCUAAAAAAGAAGAAAAUCAACAAGUAGUUGAUGUUACAAGUUAGAAAAUAUUUUGAAUAUUAUCUAAAAAUGGAACAAGAGUAUAAUGAAUACGGUGAAAAAAUGAUGAGCAAUCUAGAUAAGAAAUUAAAAGAAUAAGUGGCAAUAGAUAUGUAUUGUGAAAUGUUGAAAAAGUCAAGACUCAUCAGAUAGACUUUAUCCUUAAAGAGUGUCUAAAAAUUAUGUUCAUAUGUACACGAGAUAAAGGUGCCUCCAGAAGAGAUUGUUGCUUAUUAGCACGAAUAAGCUAAUAAAUUAAUUUUUCUAUAAAGGGGUGAAUUAAGUUUGAUAUGUAUCUAUAUGUUCUUUGUUGAUUAGGUGAUCAAAAGUUAAGAGAAACUACAUUGACAAAAAUAGAGAAAGGAAAGUUUGUAGGAGAAAAGGAGUUUAUUACAUAGGCACGAUAUGAAUAUACAAUUAGAUCAGUUAAGUUUUGUCAAAUUGCUUUUGUAAAGUAAUUAAUCAAAAGCAUAUUCUAGUUAUGAUGAUUUUUUAAGGAUAAUUAGGGAAGAUUCAUUAGAGGAAGAAAAUUAUUGUAUGCUGAGAGAUUAGAUGUUAUUUACAGAAGAAAAAUAAAAUUAUGGUGAAGUUUGUUACAUAUGUAAAUGGACACAUUAAUUUAAAAAGUAAAUUGCCUAUCUAAUUAGAUGUCCGUUAGUGUUUGUUCAUUUUAAUUAGGAUAGAAUUAGAAAGAAAUUUAUGAUAACAGAAGAUAUGAAUAGAUCAUAUCAUAAAAGGAGGGUCGAUAAGAAAAAUCAUGAAAAGAAUAUAAUAAGGGAACAUGCAUUGGCUUUGAUUGUCAAUGAGAAUAUGCUUGCAAUUGAUGAUUUAACUGAUCAAUAUUUAGAUAUGUUAGGAUUCAAUGUGGAUGAUGAUGAAGGUGAAAGACUAAUUAAAUCAAUAAGGACUCAAAAAUCUAGCAAAUCUUUUAUAAGAGGACUAACAGGUUUGGAAUAAAUGAAUAGUGAAUCUUCAGAAAAUGCUGAUGAUCCUGAUGUGGUAUUAAAUUCAUCGAAAACUCCAAAAUCAUCUCGAUAUAUUCAGUUACAAAGCAUAGAGCAAAAGAAGGUUAAGUUUUCUGAUAUUUCUGAACCUGAACCCAAAAAUUUAAGAGCAUAAAACUCAUUUAAAAGGAAAGCAGACAAUAGACAUAGGACCUUUAAGAGAUUAACCCAAGUCUCUAAUAACAGAUUCACUAAUAUUUCUAUAAUCACUUCAGAAUAACAUUACCAAAAUCAAUCUGGUUCUAUUUAAAACUCAAUUGUCCAAAGAGUAAGAAAGAAUAAUUCUAAUUCAUGUACAAACUUUGAUUAAGAAAUGCAAUAUAAAGCUUAAUCUAAAUUGGAAAUUGUUGCCAGUAAUGUUGUUAAUUAAUUGGAUGAGGUCCUCUCUCAUAAGUAAGGUGAGAACAAAUAACAAAGAGUUGAUUUUGAAUUAGAUAGAUAUUUUAUAACUACUUAUUACUUCACUAGUUACAAUCUGGAUAAGGUUCUAUAAAAACUCAAAAAGCCAAAAAAAGCAUCAAGAUCCGAUCAUCUUUAAAGCAUUAUUAGAAAGUCCAAAAUAAAGCCAAGCCUUUAUAGUCCUAGGUCAGAUUAAUGA
Messenger RNA from Paramecium octaurelia, 2939 nucleotides. NCBI's taxonomy places the organism in Eukaryota, Ciliophora, Oligohymenophorea, Peniculida, Parameciidae. The record is from the annotation of a GenBank genome assembly.